This is a messenger RNA of Salvelinus fontinalis (brook trout), 3929 nucleotides long. RefSeq names its product reticulon-4 receptor-like 2. The record is from RefSeq and is a predicted model, not a curated record. Gene Ontology annotation, molecular function: protein binding. NCBI's taxonomy places the organism in Eukaryota, Metazoa, Chordata, Actinopteri, Salmoniformes, Salmonidae. The transcript has 4 exons. Gene Ontology annotation, cellular component: plasma membrane. The coding region runs from base 325 to 1716 and encodes 463 amino acids.
UGCCGAGCUCCCCAGACACACACAUACACCACCGUGGCCAUCCUCUCUUUUCCAGUGACUUCCUCCCCUGAGCAAUUUAUCCACACCAUCCCCUCCUCCCUAUCUCCUCGCCCGCGCGAGUCUGAGCCAUACAGAGUGACGUAUGAGCUAUUCCGCGGCUUUCCACAUCCGUGGGUGCCAGCUCACCAAGUAUAAACUCAAUCCCGGGAGUUCUGCUUGUCACUCACUCAAUCGCACCGACUCCGUCACCAGAGCUGAACUUCAGCGGAGAUAGCAGGCACUUUCUCAGCGCUCAGGCUAGCUCGCUUUCGGCUUUGGUUCGAGAUGGAGACUCGCUCGACUGCACGGAGAUCUCGGAGCUCCAAUAUCCACAACUUCAAGAGUGGGCUCACCCUGUGGCUGGUGCUGUGGUUGGUGGUUCUGAAGCCGAGUGGGGCGGGGGCGUGUCCAAGGCUGUGUGUGUGUUACCCGUCACCCAUGACGGUUAGCUGCCAGUCUCAGAACUUCACCACCGUGCCCUCCGGAGUGCCCUACGACUCCCAGCGCGUCUUUCUGCAGAACAACCGCAUCACUGAACUCAGAGCAGACUCCUUUGGCUUCGAGACACAGGUUCUCUGGCUCUACUCCAAUAACAUCACAUUGAUUGAGGCUGGAGCCUUUAGCAACCUGAGGGUUCUAGAAGAGCUGGACCUUGGUGACAACCCGUCGUUACGGCGACUGGAGGGUGGAGCGUUCCGGGGACUGGAGAAGCUGCAGAGCCUGCACAUGCACCGCUGCAAGCUGGCUGCUCUUCCUCUCGACCUCUUCCUCAAACUCUACAGCCUGCAGUUCCUCUACCUGCAGGAGAACCAGCUGCACUUCAUCCAGGAUGACCUCUUCUCCGACCUGGUCAACCUGACCCACCUCUUCCUGCAUGGCAACCGUAUCCGCACGCUGUCCGAGAACGUGUUCCGCGGCCUGGUCAACCUGGACCGCCUCCUGCUCCACGACAACCGCAUCCGGCAGGUGAACCGCCGUGCCUUCCGCGACCUGGGCCGUCUGACCAUCCUCUACUUGUUCAACAACUCCCUGGCAGAGCUGCCAGGCCAGGCCAUGAAGGACGCUGUGGCAGUCCAGUUCCUCCGCCUCAAUGGGAACCCCUGGUCUUGCGGCUGUGAGGCCCGCCCCCUGUGGGAGUGGUUCCGUAGUGCCCGCAUCUCCUCCUCUGAGCUGAUGUGCUCAUCCCCCUCCCACCGCCGUGGACAGGACCUGCGCUUCCUCCGAGAGAUGGACUUUGCCCUUUGCCCCCUCCCUGACCCUGGGUCACUGGCUGGCACCACCACAACCACCUUUAGCACCAAGACAAGAUGGUGGUUCUCCAAGCACAAGCCUGCGUCCUCAUCCAAAGGAAUCUUCCAGAAGAGCUCGGAGAAGGUCAAGGUGUUCCCCUUGUCCUCAGUCAAGCCCAGCCAGACCUCCAACCCUCCCUCCACCUCCUUCGCCUCUAAGUACGAGCUGGCGGAAGAGGAGGUGAACCUUCCCAAGGUGGACCAGGAGGAGUACUGGGCAGACUACGGGAAUGAAGACGCCUCCGUGCGCUGCUUCGACCUUGAGUGUCCACCCGGUUACGACACCCCGGUCCUCCCGCCCUCCUCCUCCUUCUCCCUCACUCCGUCUUUACUCCCUCUCCUCUCCCUUUCUGUGCUAACUCUGUCCCUCCAUCUUCUCUUUGGCUGAACACCCCCCCCUAUCAGCCGCUUUAUUUUCUCCCUCCUCUUUCUUCUCUUCACACCUGGAUCUUGAUUCCUUUCAGUCCCCCCCCCCCCCCCCCCUAGCCCCCCAGGGGGCGGUACACUGAUGUAGAAGCAGGCAGGCAGUAGGGAGCUGCUCUCAGGAGCACAGGUGAGAUGCAGUGUAGGCUAACACCAUUUGAUUGGAGGGCACCGCUGCUGCUGAUAGGGCUGAGGUCAUUUUUCACUGAGAUGACAUCACAGCAGCAGGUACUAUCGCCGUGACAGCACGAUAGUGUGGUCAGUUUACGCAAGCUCCAAUCACUACUGUACCACCGCACUAACACAUCACACAUCAGGACACUUACACGUCCAUACAUAUAGCACCGUAACACAAUACUGCAUUCAAUUCAUACCACUCAGUAAGAUGGUGAUGUUUUGAGGAAGUUUUUCACCACAACUACUAGUUUGUAUACUCAGCAAACAACGCUGGCGUUGGCUAUUUUGUACGGCGCCAAGCGCUCACCGUUGUAAACCACUCCAUACCAGUUCUGCAAAGAAAAUAUUUUCAAAAGCAACACUUUCUUUCGUUUUUGGUUUAAUGACAUCAUAGUCAUUUUUGUUCACUCACCUUUCAACUUUCACCUCUCCACCUGCGAUGCCAGGGCUACAGCAGCAAGACAUAGAAAGCACUGAGGGCAUCUCCUAAAGGAAAUAGUAGGAAGAACAAUGAUGGUAGAAUACUGUAGGGAGACAACUAUCAGUGAUAUGGUAGAGGAGAGGUGGAUAUAAGUCAACUAUGAAGAAAAGGAGGGUGAUAAUGUACAGGUAUAGGAGAGAGAGAGAGAUAAAAAGUUAAAGUUCCAAGGAUGAUGACAAACAAGAGAUGAUAAAAUAAAGAGAGAAGCAGAGAGUGUGAGAGUGAAAGGAUUGUUUAGUGUUAAGAUGUACAGCAGAGAUCGGACCAGGUUAGAGAUCAGAGAUCAGGCCAGGUCAGAGAUCAUGCCAGGUCAGAGAUCAAGUCAGAGAUCAGGCCAGGUCAAAGAUCAGGUCAGGUCAGAGAUCAGGUCAGGUCAAAGAUCAGGUCAGGUCAGAGAUCAGGUCAGGUCAAAGAUCAGGUCAGAGAUCAGGUCAGGUCAGAGAUCAGGUCAGGAAUCAGGCCAGGUCAGAGAUCAGGUCAGGUCAAAGAUCAGGUCAGAGAUCAGGCCAGGUCAGAGAUCAGGUCAGGUCAAAGAUCAGGUCAGGGAUCAGGUCAGGUUAAAGAUCAGGUCAGAGAUCAGGCCAGGUCAGAGAUCAGGCCAGGUCAAAGAUCAGGUCAGAGAGCAGGCCAGGUCAGAGAGCCAGCGAGGGAGUGAAAGCAAGGGCGUCUCUCCAGCUCCAACAUUUGACAUGUAAUCUAUUUUUCCUGUCAACACCAUCAAUAACAAGCACACUGAAAAUAUCUCACACUUUAAACUCUGUACAUAGGUACUGAUACACUUAUGACACUAUAUACAGUAGCAACAUACAUGACACUGCUGUGUAGUUUAGUGUAUGAAGCCCGUGCUUCAACGCUCUUCUUGUUUCCUGGUUUUUGUUUUGGUGAUUGUUGCCAUGAGUGAUGCCAUCAUGUGUAUUCGUGUACUGUAUGUAAAGAUUGAGGAGAUUUGAAGAGAACUUUGAUUUCCUUCAAAUGUUCGUUUCCACCUCUUGUUUUAAAGUCUGUGGUUACCCUCUUGACCAGAUUGUGUGUCUCUCUCAAUGUGUUAUUGUGAGAUGUGCACAGAGGGACAGUACUGGGGAGAACCUAUAGCCCAUUAUGGUAACUGAAGCCCAGGUCCAGCCCGGUUGAUCUAGUCCAAAUGAGUGACCUGCUGUGGGUCAGCAGCAGAUGAGGAGUGUCCAGUCAUCCCUGAUAUGUGUGUGUAUGUGUGUGUGGGUGUCAGCAGCCUCUCAUGUGUUAAAAGACUAUUAACGACCCCUUUCGUUAGCAAGCUGUCAUAUUUCAAGCAGCUCUCAUAUGUUAAUGAGUCUGAGUCUAAGAGGAUUCCGCUGUGAGCAGAAAACGCAGCUGUCUGAUUCCAGAUCUAACACACACACACACACACACACACCAACAGCAGGUGCAUGGCUGAAUGUAAAUCUCUGUCGAAUCAAAUGCAAAUCCAACAAGGUAAUGAUGAGAGUGUUGGAGCAUUUCUGUUUGUCACUCCUCUCUUCCGCAGACUGUGGUUGAAUGAA